UCAGCUGAGGAGGUCAGAGCAAAACAAGAGGAAACAGCAGCACGGCAAAGACAGAAGAGGAAGGCGCAUGGAGUGGCUUAUUUAUGACUGUAACAGGGAGACAAAACAAUGAGACGCCGAGCGAAUCAGAAGAGCUGAGAGCAUUUUGAAAUAAUACAGUAUCUGUGAUCAGUAGCAGGACAGAGCUGCAGUGAUUUAGACACCCAAGAGGACCAGAGGGGACCUGAGAGGUGACUCCUUCAUGAGGACCUGUGCUGCUGAUCUGCUGCUGCUGUGAGAUGGCGGGAGAUCAACACAGAUAGCUACAGGAAGAAUUUCAAAUCUUCGUCACACGUCAAGGCAAAAAAAAAAAAAAAACCCUCUUCUUUUGCGACUGUAUUAUUUUCUUAAAUAAAUUCACCACCGAACUCGAACAAUGGCUUCUCACAGCCUCAUUCCGACAGAAGAGCCGUCUAAUGGCGGCCCCCCAUCAGAGAAGUCCGAUGGCUCGCAGGAGUCCAUGAAGCUCAAGAAGGAGAUCUCCCUCGUGAACGGGAUCUGCCUGAUCGUGGGGAACAUGAUCGGCUCGGGGAUCUUCGUCUCACCCAAGGGCGUCCUCAUCCACAGUGCCUCUUAUGGCCUCUCGCUGGUGGUGUGGACCGUUGGUGGUAUCUUCUCUGUGUUUGGGGCCCUCUGCUACGCCGAGCUGGGGACCACCAUCACCAAGUCCGGGGCCUCCUACGCCUAUAUCCUGGAGGCAUUUGGGGGUUUCCUGGCCUUCAUCCGUUUGUGGACCUCGCUGCUGAUCAUCGAGCCCACCAGCCAGGCCGUUAUUGCCAUCACAUUCUCCAACUACAUGGUUCAGCCCAUCUUCCCCACCUGCAUAGCCCCAUACCUGGCCAACAGGCUUCUGGCUGCUGCUUGUAUCUGUUUGCUGACUUUCGUGAACUGCGCCUAUGUCAAGUGGGGCACCAGGGUCCAGGACUUCUUCACCUAUGCCAAAGUUAUUGCUCUCAUCGCUGUCAUCAUCACCGGCCUGGUGAAGAUCGGACAAGGUCACACUCAAAACUUCGAGGGGCUAUUCGAUGGCUCAUCUCAAGAUCCCGGAGCCAUCGCUCUGGCUCUGUACUCGGCUUUGUUCUCCUACUCUGGAUGGGACACCCUCAACUUUGUCACAGAGGAGAUCAAGAACCCAGAGAGCAACCUGCCCCUGGCCAUCGCUAUUUCCAUGCCCAUUGUGACAGUGAUCUAUAUUCUGACCAACGUGGCCUACUACACCGUCCUCCCCAUCAAUGCGAUCUUGGACAGCGAUGCUGUAGCUGUGACAUUUGCAGAUCAGGUGUUUGGCGUGAUGAACUGGACCAUUCCUCUGGCCGUGGCACUUUCUUGCUUUGGAGGACUCAACGCCUCCAUCCUGGCUGCCUCCAGGCUGUUCUUCGUGGGCUCCAGGGAGGGCCAGCUGCCCGACUUCCUGUGCAUGAUCCACGUCCACCGCUACACUCCCAUUCCCGCCCUGCUCUUCAACGGGGUCAUGGCUCUCAUAUACCUGUGUGUAGAAGAUGUCUUCAGGCUGAUCAACUACUACAGCUUCAGCUACUGGUUCUUCGUUGGUCUGUCCAUUCUGGGGCAACUAUAUCUGCGAUGGAAAGAGCCGGACAGAAAGAGACCUUUAAAGCUCAGUUUGUUCUACCCCAUUAUUUUCUGUAUCCUGACCAUCUUCCUGGUGGUGGUGCCUCUCUACAGCGACACCAUCAACUCCCUGAUCGGCAUCGGCAUCGCCCUGUCGGGGGUGCCCGUUUACUUCCUCUGCUGCUACACCCCAGCUCAUAAAAGGCCGCUGUGGCUCAGACGCUUCAUCGCUAAAUGUGGCGUGGGGAUUCAGAAAGUGUGCUUCUGCGUCCUGACUGAGAUGGAUGUCGACAAACUUGAGUAGAGACACUCAUUUUAACGCCCUGCUGGAGGCUGGUGACGCACAAACAACAGACUCUCAGCUCAGCCCAAACCCACCUUUGCCCGUCGCCUCUGCCUCGAGACCUCAGCGGAUGAAACAUUUGGGCUCAAGUGGGACUCAGUUCUCCAACCUGACAACCACCACCCGGUGAUGACGUUAAUGUGUUAAUGAUGGUGCUUGUUCGUAACACUUUCCUGAUGCUGAGUGCGACUUUGGAGAGAACUUUUCAGCGCGCUCCUGAAGAAAUUAGAAUCCAUCUGUAUUACAGAACCACAUUUAAUUACGUCAACAGAAAUGGUUUGCCUGAAAUUACGUACAAAACCUUUUUGAUUUGACUUGAAGGUGGCUGGUUAUUAAAUUGUUCCAGCAGACUGCAUCUUUGGAAAUGAAAGCACUGCCGAUCAUGCCAUCAUCAUCAUUUGCACAAAGAGCGAGUAGACUCACUCAGGUGGAUGAAAGUUCAUAAAACUCAGAGACUACUGAAGGGCUAUUUUUAAACAAACACUCUGCUACUGUGUGGGACUCAAACACUGGCUAAGUGUAAAAAAAGUUUUUAAAAAGUUGAGCUGUAAACAUGUAUUUAUAAUAAAAUUACUUGAUGACA
Messenger RNA from Archocentrus centrarchus (flier cichlid), 2534 nucleotides. It is a transcript of the gene slc7a7, whose product is annotated as solute carrier family 7 member 7. The record is from RefSeq and is a predicted model, not a curated record. The transcript is spliced from 11 exons. Bases 416 to 1912 code for a protein of 498 amino acids. Gene Ontology annotation, biological process: amino acid transmembrane transport. Lineage: Eukaryota; Metazoa; Chordata; Actinopteri; Cichliformes; Cichlidae. Gene Ontology annotation, cellular component: membrane. Gene Ontology annotation, molecular function: basic amino acid transmembrane transporter activity; L-amino acid transmembrane transporter activity.